AGAGCAUUGUCGAUACACAACAUCUCUGCUGAACGUUUCGAAUACAAAUGAAAGAUUUUGUCACGUGUACAAGGAAAGUCAACAUCUGGAGGAACCGGGAAUAGGUUAGGCAACUCUGUAUACAGAGAUGCUCAAAUGGAAAUUGGAUUAAUGCAAUUAGGUUAAAAAGUAAAAGAAGUGAAGUGAAGAAAAGUUAUUACAAAGCGAUGUCGGUGGUGCAAGAGAUUAAAGAGGAUUUAAUCGGUUCUGCUUUAUCGAAAAUCGAAGAAGCUGAAAACUUAUUGGAUUCGUUAAAAUGUUACGACGAUCUCGAUGGAAUGCAAAAGUUGAGCAGGAAAAUUAAACAGGAGCUGAACUUCUUGAAGAAAAUUUACAAGAGCAGUUCGAUAAAGAAGGAACACUUACAGUGUUCCAAUCUGACGCAUUUCUCUGCAUUGGUCGGGGUGCUGAGAAACACAGAGAAUUGUCAAUGUGUCAAUAAACCUUUCAAUUUGGAUGAUCGCAAGAUCGUUGUGGACAUGAUCUGCGAUGGGGGUCUGCUAUGGAUCAAAGUGGUCGCAAGGAAUCCGAAAUCUUUGAGCCAAAUAUGCAUGGGGAAUGCAGGUUACGGCGUUCGCAGCAUUUUGGAUCAGGCCGAGGAGUAUCUGGACUGCGCCCAGCUGUAUCCGUGCCUGUUCCAGACGCCGCAGAUCAGAUUCGUGUUCGCCAAUGGGAUAGGAACGAAGCUGUGCUCGAAACUGGAAUCGAUGGGCAUAGUUGUGGAGGGCGAGAGGCUGGACAACGUGGAUGACAAUCUGGAGUUCGAUAUCAACCCGACGUCAGAGCUGUCCAGCGGCAAUACGUCUCGAAUCAGGAAGGUCAAUCUGGACGUUUCCACGCUGCUCGCCUACACCAGCUCCGUCACGAACGGCAGCUGCAUGAAGUACGUCUUCGAUGUUCCCGUCCUGAAUCAGCAAGCGGAAUGGGAAUGCGUGAGACCGGUCAAGACGUUGCUCGAUGCUUUCUUCAAAGAUAAGAAACUGUACUCGUGCGAGACGGCCAUCGAAAGUUUCCGGGAGAUUCUGCACGUGGUCGGUGGACCGAACGAGAUUAAAAGAGGCGAAGAUUUUAUCGAAACCAUCACAGUUCUGCCGGACGAUGCGACCGUCGAGGAUACGGAGGAUCACGAAGACAACGAGUUCUUCAACAGCGUACAGUUCACGCCCGACAAGUCCUUACCGAUCGGUGGUAAAGUGAAGGAACGUUCGUUGAUCAUAUUCAAAUUCGGGGAUCGCAUCCAAGCAGUCACGGUCACCUCCAACGACGGAUUCGUACGGGCCGCCAAGCAGCAGGGCAUACACUUCGUGGUUCUGGUGCACGAGUCCAGGGCUCUAACGGAGCAGAAGGAAACGACGAAGGCCAGACUGAAAUGA
Molecule: messenger RNA, 1412 nt
Organism: Nicrophorus vespilloides
Lineage: Eukaryota; Metazoa; Arthropoda; Insecta; Coleoptera; Silphidae
Product: UPF0415 protein C7orf25 homolog
Exons: 4
Coding region: 207-1412 (401 amino acids)
Source: RefSeq, a predicted model, not a curated record